AUGGCUCAGCCCAGCAUCAAGCAGCAGCUCCUCCGCUCUACAGAAUGGAUCAAGGCGCAGCAGGGCGACAGCUACGACGCUAAAGUGCCCGAGCUGGUAGCCGCGCGCCUCCGCUGCACGCGCGCCUGCGAUGCGCUAAACGAUUCACGGGAUUAUUCCCGACGCAACCAGGUGGAACUCUGGAGGAGUCUCACCUUGGACGACCACCCCCUUCCACCGCGACCAGCCACAGAAGCAGACGAUGAGGCCUUGCUGGCCAGGGAGCCGGUCGUCAUGGCGCCCCUUCGCGCCGAGUACGGGUUCAAUAUCCGGCUGGGCGAAGGGACAUUCCUCAACUGGAAUUGCACCUUUCACGACGCCGUGCCCGUCACAAUUGGGGCACGCACCGUCGUCGGUCCCAACUGCAGCUUCUACUGUGGCUCGCAUCAUCUCGACCCCCAGUUGCGCAACGGCGACCUUGGACUGGUCACCGAGAAGCCCAUCGCCGUCGAGGAGGAUUGCUGGAUCGGGGGCGACGUCGUCAUCCUCGGCGGUGUCACCGUCGGCCGAGGAUGCACAGUCGGAGCCGGCAGCGUCGUGACCAAGGAUAUCCCUCCAUUCCAUGUUGCCGCAGGAAACCCUGCCAGAAUAUUACGCAAGAUCCAGACUGCCAUGGAGAGUGGCUCAUGA
Metarhizium album ARSEF 1941 is the source of this 669-nucleotide messenger RNA. Its product is annotated as Trimeric LpxA-like protein. Lineage: Eukaryota; Fungi; Ascomycota; Sordariomycetes; Hypocreales; Clavicipitaceae. The record is from RefSeq and is a predicted model, not a curated record. The coding region runs from base 1 to 669 and encodes 222 amino acids. The transcript is spliced from 2 exons. Gene Ontology annotation, molecular function: acetyltransferase activity.